GCACAAUCAUGCGUCACAUUCACCUGAACCUGAAUUCUUCCUUCAGCCUAUCGGGAGUUGAGCAACUGUUCUCACAAAGGUGACAGAAUAGACACGACAUAUAUCUCUUCUUACUAACUAAAUUAGAAUUAAUAAAACAAAAGUGAGGAACAAUAAUAUGCUGCCCACCCUAUCUGGAUUUAGAAACAUAAUCUUAAUUUGAGUAAUUUAGGGGCGGUUUCAACGCUUCAACUUCUCGAUUCACCGGUCGUAAAAAGUUUCGUCACACUUCGUCGUUGCAGCACUAUAGCCGCCUCCAGUCCACUGCCCCAUUCUCCUCGACGUUUUACCCCGAACUGGUGGACUGUCCAGUUCCUACAUCAGACGGAAUCUUACCCUAGUAUAGGCAAACUCAUUGCGCGCAGGAUUGUUUUUGUGUUGUGAAACUGGAUUACUUAUAACUGCGCGUAAAAUAUCGAACGUCAGAUGCCAUGUGCGAGCAGGGCGGACGAGCAGCAGGAAUUACGCACAGCCAAGACAUGAAAAACCUUCUCGUAUUGAUCACACUGUGUUUCAUUGUAGGUUUGACUGUGGGUCGAAAAGUGUCACUACCAACAGGCCCUCUGAUACGAGUGGAGGGCGAGACACUGUCAUUACGUUGUGAAGUCUCGGAUUAUCAGGGCCCCAAGGAGCAGGAUUUUGAAUGGAAAGCAACAAAAGGGUCAAAAACCAUUCAGGUUGUCUCCACUUUUGACCCUUCUUUUCCAGACCAGUCUUUAAAGGGCCGGGUAUAUACUGGUGACAUUAGUGUGGAAAGAAUUGGAGAAAGUACAGUGGAGCUGAGGAUUAAAGAAGUCAGGGUGACUGACAGUGGAACCUUCACUUGCAGUACCCCCAGCACAGAUUCUGUUAUCAGUGGAAACUAUGAGGCAGAUGUGCUGCUGAGAGUAAUUCAUAAUACGCUGGUUGUGGUUCCUGAAGUUCCAGCCCCUUCAGUCCAUGAGGGCAGAUCAUUCAAUCUUCACUGCAACAUCACUCAAGACUUCACUGAAGGAGUUUACCUAUCAGUUACAUGGUCUGUUAAAAAGGAUCAGUCACUAGAGCAGGAUCUCCUUACCUUCGGGCCUGAUUCAGAUGUUACUGUUGGAAAGAAUUUUACCCAACGUUAUGCUGAUGGUGAAAUGCGUCUGCAUCUGGACAGUUCUGGUUCCUAUAGCCUGGUGGUGUCUGGAGCAGUGCCUGAAGAUCAGGGGAUGUAUUUGUGUACUGCAAAACAGUGGACCAGAGACCAGGGUACCUGGACCAUGAUACAGGAAAAGGCAGAGGUCAUAGGUGAAGUAGCUGUUAUCCCAACAGCUGAAUCCCUCAUUGUACAGGUCCUGGAUAAUACCAUCCUUAACACAGGAGACAAUCUGAAUCUCACUUGCUUGGUUUCUGCAUAUGACCUUGUUGCCUUAGAUCUUGAGGUGACAUGGCUGCUAAAUGAAACACAGGUUCUUACCCACCUUAGUCGUGAUGGAGUGGUGGCAAAAACCUCAGAUAUAUUUAGCAUUAACCAGGUUGGAGAGGGUGAUUUCAGACUGGAGAUCCACAGCGUUGAGCUAUCUGAUAAGGGACUUUACUCAUGCAGGGUGAGGGCAUGGAUACAAAAGAGCAGGCGAAAAUGGUACCAGGCUGCAGAGAAGACAUCAGCCUCUGUGCAAGUGGUGAUCACCCCACAAGAUCCAACAUUUAAUGUGACUCUUAAAUCUCCAGUCAUAGCCCAGUAUGUAGGUGAUCCCACAGAACUUGUGUGUCAAGUGUCCAACAUUUCCCACUUCUGGGGUAAACGAUUGAGUGUCUGUUGGUUCUAUUCUACUGCUUCAUCUGCUGGUGGUCAGGUUGGCACUGACAUUAUUGCCUCAAUGAAUGAAAAUGGGGCUAUCAUUCCUAGUGAUAAAUAUAGGGCCCGCAUUGAUUCAGGUCUCAUCCUGCUAAACCGAAUUGAGCCAGCUACCUUUAAGCUCCGCCUGGUCCACACCACAAAUGGAGAUGUAGGUGAAUAUGUUUGCAGUGUCGCAACAUGGACACUCACUCGCCUUGGCAUCUGGAAACAUACAUCAGAACACCAAACUCGUGCACUAAAAGUUGGCUUGGCCUCCAAGGGCCCUGGCAUCAGUGUGAUCGCCCGACACAAACGACAAGCAACUUUCAGUGGCUCCACUUUUGAAAUGAACUGCCUGGCCAAACUUAAGAACCUCUGGGAUGGUUUGGCCCUCUCUGUCCUCAUAUUGGUCCAGUAUGGUGUAGGUGCCCCGAGUCGGAAACUUGCUUCACUCAGCCCUGACCUGGUUCUCAAGUUAGAGGACUGGUACGAGUCUAGUCGACUGGACAGCCUGAGUCUAGUGAAGACUGGCAACAUGGAGUUCUUAUUCCGAAUUCAGGGUGUUCAGAUGAUGGAUAGAGGAUUCUACUAUUGUGAAGUUGCAGCAUGGACUAAGCCUGAUGGGAAUAACUGGGUGGAGCUGAUGAAAGGAGAGUCAAACAAAAUUCAGAUUAACUUCGAGCACACAAGGCCAUCAUUUGAUCUUUCCAUCAUGUCAGACACUACCAGUGUGUACCCCUGGGAAACGGUUAAGAUAGAUUGCAUUAUCAGUGCAUCAGGAGCUUCCAAUAAAGACAAUGUUGCAUAUGAAAUACGAUGGUAUCAUGGGAGCCAUUUACGGAGAUCAGAUAGCUUCAUUCUGCUGAUCAGUAUAGAUCGUUUGGGUGUGGUGAGGAAAAGCCCUCGCAAUGACAGCAGUGACUGCAGUCUGGAGCGUCUCAGAACCCAAACCUUUACCCUCACCAUUCAUGGCACCCAAGACAGUGAUGCUGGCGAAUAUUACUGUACUGCCACACCAUGGAUACGAUCAACCACAACAGAGGACUGGAGUAAAGAACCAGAGAUUAUAUCCAGGAGGGUCUUUCUUAAUGUCAAAUUUGCAUUGUGGGAUUCAAUGAAAUUACCCUUGCUUUAUGGGACCUGUAUAUCCCUCACUAUCGGUCUGUUUUCUCUCAUUCUGGGCCUUCUCUGUUCUUUGUGCUGCUGCAGAAACACUAAACAAACUACACACACUACACACACUCGCAUCAAGCUCAUCAACCCACAGAGUGAUUGACAUGUACUACAUGAAGCAGAUGCUUGUCUGCAUCUCCACCAAAGCAACAACAUGACUAAGUAAUGUUUCAGAGUUGACAUUUCUGUUAUUCACAAGUGGACCCUAUUCACAGGUGACGAUCGAACCAGUGAAUGCACCCAAGCAGAAAAAACACCUUUGGCAUUUGUUUGAUUUAUAUUGUCAUGCUCUGCAAAAAUAAUAAUAACACUGGAUUUGUAGAUUAAUUAUUUUUAAUAAUAUCUUUCUAAAUACGAAUUAACUAAAAUGCAUUUUAGAAAAGUCUAGUGAAAUACCAAUCCUGAUAACCAGGAUCAAAUUUUAAUAUAUAGAAUAUUUUUUUGUUCAAAGAAUUUAGUGCCAGUGACUUCUAACUUCUGACGGCAGAGUCCUAACAAUAAUUAACCUGUUAAAACUCUUUUAAGCAGUGAACAUGUUUGACAGGCAUGUGCACAUAUGAUUUCUGGUUUAAAAUGUUCAUAUUGUUUUUAUUUUUAGAUGUAUUAAGUUAUGUUUUUAUAAAGUUAUAUUGUGUGUUCAUUUGUUUUUACUCUGAAUGUUGAGUUCAGUUACUGUUUCUGUUUACACAGAUUUUCUAGCAGUUUAAUAUAGUAAUACUGAAUGCUAGGCAGUCCAGGAAAACGUCAGAAAUCACCAUGACUGAACUCUGGACAUAAUAAAGGGCAAAAACCAAUAUUAUUUCCCCAGAAAUGCAAAUGAAGACAGAGAUCAGUCAAUAGAAGAGACAACUCUUUAAAAUGUAAAAGGAAAAUAAUGAACAGCAGGAUGGUGUGAUGCUCUGCUUCACAUAACUGAGAAACUCAUGCACCUCUAAUUUAAUUUCAAAGUGCUGACACUGCUCAAAGUUUUUUUUAACAUUAAUAAAUCUUAAAUAAAUGACUGCCUACAUUUUAAUGUUGAA
Hemibagrus wyckioides is the source of this 4038-nucleotide messenger RNA. It is a transcript of the gene ptgfrnb, whose product is annotated as prostaglandin F2 receptor inhibitor b. Lineage: Eukaryota; Metazoa; Chordata; Actinopteri; Siluriformes; Bagridae. The transcript is spliced from 9 exons. The coding region runs from base 471 to 3119 and encodes 882 amino acids. The record is from RefSeq and is a predicted model, not a curated record.